AACAAAACCAAAAGGAAAAGGCGCCUCCUCGUUUGAGGAGUUGGCGACGAAGACGACGACGGCGCCGGCGACUACUACAUCUCUUCUCCAUGGAUCCAUAUCAUUCUUCACGCACCAAUGGCGCCUCUUCGUCUGUCGAUGAGCUCGCCUCUUUUCUUCCUCUUCUUUUCGUUCUCGUUGUUCGGCGGCUCAGCGCCGACCGAUCUCGCUUCCGACCGUGCUGCUCUCCUCGCCUUCCGAGCCGCCGUCAGAGGUGCCACUCUCCGUUGGAACACUUCCGACCCCUCGCCGUGUUCCUGGGACGGGGUCACCUGUUCCGAUAGCCGCGUCACCGAGCUACGCCUCCCCGGCGCUGACCUCGUCGGUCGAAUCCCGCCCGGCACAGUUGGUAAUCUCACCGCUCUCACAGCCCUCAGCCUCCGUUACAACCUUCUCUUCGGAACUCUCCCGCAGGACUUCACCGCCCUCGCCGGACUCCAGUUGCUUCAUGUCCAGAACAACCGCUUCUCUGGCGAGAUCCCUCCUUCCAUCUUCGCUCUUCGUCAGCUCGUCCGCCUUAACCUAGAGGGUAAUUUAUUCCAUGGUUUAAUACCGCAGGAUUUCAACAAUCUCAUCACCAUAGAUGCGCUGCUGCUUGACCGCAACCGGCUGUCUGGCGAAAUCCCUGAUCUCCGGCUCCCUAAUCUCUUCAAGUUCAAUGUGUCAUUUAACUAUCUCAAGGGGCAAAUCCCGUCGAGCCUCCGCAGAAUGCCGGCUAGCUCCUUCGUUGGUAACUCCCUUUGCGGAGGACCGCUUGCCGCCUGCCCUAGCGAGAACUCCAUGCCGGCGGCGUUGUCACCGUUGGGUUCUACCCGAAAUUCCAUAAGACCCAUAGAGAGAAAGAAUUUCUCCCCAGGUGAAAUCGCUGGGAUCGCGAUUGGAGCGUCCGUCGGCUUCUUGAUCAUCCUGCUCCUCAUGGAGCUACGGAAAUUGAAACCAGAGGCGGAGAUGGGGCAGAGGGGUAAUCGAGACGCGCAAAACAAGAAGGCGGAGCUGCCGUCCGUGGCUGUCGUUCCCUUUCCAGUGUCGAUUGGGGUGGAUGGGGCAGGCCGGAAGCUGGUCUUCACAGGGAAGGUCCAAAGAAUCUACGACUUGGAGGACUUGCUUCGGGCGUCGGCGGAGGUACUUGGGAAAGGGACUACCGGCACGACGUACAAGGCGAUGCUGGAGAUGGGGACGGCGGUGGCGGUGAAGCGUCUCAGGGACGUCAAUCUCCCAGAAAAGGAGUUCCGCGAGAGAAUGGAUGCCAUCGGCGCCAUGGACCACCCCAACUUGGUCGCCCUCCAGGCCUACUACUACAGCAAAGACGAGAAGCUCUUGGUCUACGAAGUCGUACCCAACGGAAGCCUCUCCGCCCUCCUCCACGGUGAGCUCUCUUUUCCGUCCAUUAGGUGUUUGAAGAGAUGCCAAGCCUGGGUACUAACUUCUGUGGUGGCAGGAACCAAAGCAUCUGGUCGCGCUCCGUUGGAUUGGGAGACACGGUUGGAGAUUGCGCUGGGCGCAGCCCGCGGCGUCGAGUUCAUCCAUAUGAAAGGCUCUGGCUCCGCCCACGGCAACAUCAAGUCUUCCAACAUCGUCCUCUCCAAAACAUGCGCUUGCGUCUCCGACUGCGGCCUGAGCAGCCUAGGCUCCAUUUCAAUGCCCUCCCCUCGCGCCGCCGGGUACCGCGCGCCGGAGGUCACCGACGUGCGCAGGGUCUCGCAGAAGGCUGACGUCUACAGUUUCGGCGUGCUCCUAAUGGAGCUGCUCACGGCCAAAUCUCCGACGCAGGCGCCUCACGGCGACGACGGCGUCGACCUCCUGAGUCGGGUACGAUCUGUCCCCGCGGUGGACUGGAGCUCAGAGGUGUUCGACGUCGAACUGUCGAACCGUCAGGACGCCGAGCCGAUGGUGCAGCUGAUGCUGCUGGCAUUUGACUGCGCCGCACAGGUCCCCAACUCCCGCCCGUCGAUGUCGGAGGUCGUAGCCCGGAUCGAAGAGAUCGGCAUGAACUCUGGAAUAAUGAGAGACCACGUAUCGACGUGAUUUCCGGUAGCUGCUCCUCCAGUUCGUUUGUGUUGUGUGUCGAAGAUUUAUUUGAUUGUUGAUUAAAUCAACAAUUAGAUUUUAUUUAAGCUUUUCACUCUUAUCAAAAUGUCUUCUUUUUUUUUCCUUUUUUUUUUCUUUCUUUUGCUCCAGUUUCAUUUGAUUGUAUUUUUGUUUGGCUAUUUGUUUUU
Zingiber officinale is the source of this 2255-nucleotide messenger RNA. Its product is annotated as probable inactive receptor kinase At1g48480. Gene Ontology annotation, biological process: protein phosphorylation. The transcript is spliced from 2 exons. Gene Ontology annotation, molecular function: protein binding; ATP binding; protein kinase activity. Bases 118 to 2064 code for a protein of 648 amino acids. NCBI's taxonomy places the organism in Eukaryota, Viridiplantae, Streptophyta, Magnoliopsida, Zingiberales, Zingiberaceae. The record is from RefSeq and is a predicted model, not a curated record.